Messenger RNA from Penaeus vannamei (Pacific white shrimp), 684 nucleotides. NCBI's taxonomy places the organism in Eukaryota, Metazoa, Arthropoda, Malacostraca, Decapoda, Penaeidae. The record is from RefSeq and is a predicted model, not a curated record.
AUGCGAGGAAAACCCCGGAAAGCGGUACCCACCGAAGAGACCGAAAACAACCACAGAAACGAGAAGAAUGGUGCCCAUGGGAGAGGGGAAACAAGGAGGCCGGCCCACGGCGGAUGCACAGGCGCAGGGCGCAGAGAGAAGGCGGGCACGGGACAGGGCGAGGAUUUUCCCAAGAGGUCCACGGCCCGAGGGAAAAAGGCCGCCGUGCGGGAGGGGCAGCAGACAAGACGGAACGACAGGCAGCAGGCACCAGCACCACCACCGCCAAGGACCACCGCCAAACCACCACCAGCACACCACCGCCAAGACCCACCGCCAACCACCACCACCACCGCACCACGCAACCGCAACCAGCACCACCACGCCAAGGACCCACCCGCCACACCACCAGCGCCACCACCGGCCAACAGACCAAACCGCCAACACAACACCACCAGCACCACCCACCGCAAGACCACCGGCCAGACACCACCAGAGCCACCACCACCGCCAAGACCAGCCGGCCAACACCACCAGCACCACCACCGCCAAGACCACCGCCAACCACCCACCACCACCAGCACCACACCGCCAACACCACCAAGCACCACCACCGCCAAGACCGACCGCCAAGACACCACCAGGCACCCACCACCGCCAAUACCACCGCCAACACCACCACCACCAACAGAAGCAAGCGAGUAG